Molecule: messenger RNA, 2811 nt
Organism: Xylaria bambusicola
Lineage: Eukaryota; Fungi; Ascomycota; Sordariomycetes; Xylariales; Xylariaceae
Exons: 3
Coding region: 1-2811 (936 amino acids)
Biological process (GO): regulation of DNA-templated transcription; chromatin remodeling
Cellular component (GO): chromatin; nucleus
Source: RefSeq, a predicted model, not a curated record
AUGGCUUCCGAAGAGCCUCAGAGCUCACCAUCGCAAGGUAAAGCGACAAAGCCUACGCCUGCGGACGAAAUGGAAGUUGACCAGCCUGUCGCAAAGACGGUGAACGAGGACAUUAAGUCAGACACAGAGUCAACGCAACCAAAAGUGGCGCCUCUUACUAAUGGUAACACCGAAAAGUCUAAGGACUCAGAUGAAGAUGGAGCAAAAGGCGCUCGGGAUGAGGAGGCAUCUCUUACCAAAAAGAAUUCGCUGGCAUCAUCGCCAAAAUCCGGUGACACACUGCCUGUAGCAGAUGUCGAGAUGAAACAGGUUAAUGGCACAGCUGAGGUAGAGAGCAAGCCUUCAGAGCAGAAGGUGACUGACGACGAGGCUGCUACGGUGUCUACAACACCAGCUAAAGAGUCAGAGAAGGUAGAGAAGGAUGGCACACAGGCGCCAGCUUCGAUCGAUGAUGUAUCCGCCGCAGAACCGAAAGCUUCACCACAAAAGGACUCCAACAAGGAAGAUCCGGCAUCAAGUGUUAAUGUCGAUUCCAUGGAUAUUGAUGUUCCAACAGAGCAACCUGACUCGGCAUCAAGUGCAGAGCACGUUGACGGCGCAAAAGACACAGCUACUGUGAGCGACGCGCCGAUUGCAUCGUCUCCCCCCGACUCUAGUCAGCCCGCUGACAUAUCUAAGCUUGAGAUUAAGGCAACGCAGGAUGAAGAUGUACCAAUGAUCGAAUCUGUUGCAUCCCCUCCGAAGGUAUCUCGUGAGCGCGAAGAAGACGACACGGAAGAGCCCGCCGCCAAACGAGCGAGGACAGAGGAUGAGGGCGAAGCUACCCUAGAUUCAUUAGUUGUAGCUAGCAGUGCCGACGCCGAUGCACCUGCUCAGCAGAAAGGAAAUAAGGAGUUGGACAGCGCGAUUCCGGAUCAUCUGCCCAUUACACCCCACCAAAACAAGAGGACACGUGAGGUCCUUGCCAAUGUGAAGAAGACCAAGAACGGCGGCAAUUUCCGGAAGUCAGUGCAAGAGCUAUGGCCUGGAUUAUGGAAUGACUACAGCGCAAAGAUCGAUAAUCCUAUCGAUAUCUCUCUGAUGGAGGGUAAAUUGCGCGAGGAUAGGUACGCCAACUAUGGCCAGUUCAAGGCUGAUGUGAAUCAACUCUACGAAAAUGCGGUAUUGUUCAAUGGCCCCCUCCAUGACGUCUCGCGUGCUGCAGCCCAAGUGAGAGACUACAUCCUAGUCAGAAUGCCGGAGAUCAUCCAUACGAAAGAACCUGUAAAGCCCGAGAAAGGUAAGGCUCAACCAACUCGUCAGACGGAGCCCCGUGCUGCCAACCAGCCUCGCCGUCAGUCUCAGUCGCAGACGCACGGCCUAGCAACAAGUCCGAAGUCGAAGUCAGACCCAUCCUCUCUUCCCAAUACAGCGUCAACUACAAAUCAAGCUUUUGCUAUCCCCCCAUCAGGGAUCCCUCAAAUUCGACGUGAUUCUACCCGCGACGAUGGCGACAGACCAAAACGGCCGAUUCAUCCACCGAAGAAUCGUGAUCCCGAAUAUGCAUCGAAGGCUAGCCGGAAGAAGAAGUUGGAUCCCGAACAACGCUUUUUCGACAUGGUUCUCGAGGAGGUUAAAAAAAUCAAGCAUUAUGCGAUCAACCAGUGGUUUCUGGCGGCAGUGGAUCCCGUGGCCUUGAAUAUCCCCAAUUACUUCAAGGUCAUCAAGAAGCCGAUGGAUCUUGCUAAAAUGACCGAAAAGAAUUAUGACGGAGAAUACAAAACGACGAAAGAUCUCGAAAAGGACAUGAAACUCAUCGUUCAUAAUUCUGAGGUUUUCAACGGACCAGAUCACGAUGUUUCCAACCAAGCCAGACAAUUAGAAGAGCUCCUAAAGAGUCAGUUAGCUGGAAAGGAUAAGUGGAUGGAGAAGCACUACCCUGCGGCAGCCCCGUCUGCGAUGCAUGCAUCCACCGCAAGUCCCGACCGAAGCAUUGCUGAGUCGGAUGAUGAUAGUGAUGGCAACGGAGAGGAUGAAGAGAAUGAUGCAAUUCAAAGUCUUCAACAGAGACUGAAUGAGGAGCAGGAAAAGCUUAAUCAGCUCCUAAAUUCCAAAAAGCCAGAUCUUACCAUGAUGGAGGUGCAACAGUCUAUGGUGGCUGUGCUUCAACGAAAGCUAGUUGAAGAGAGGACUAAAUUCCUCAGCGAAAGAAAGCCCAAAAAGAAAAAGGGUGGCAAUGCCAAGAGUAAAUCCAAGGGUACUGGGAACAACUCAGUCGGCGGAAACAAGAGGAUGUCUGGAUCUGUGAGCACAUCUAAGAAACCGAUUGGUGGUAAUAAGAAGCCAGUUGCACCUAAGAAGCGAACCAUUGGUGCCUUAGAGAAGGCGGUCAUAGCUGAAGGCAUCAACGAGCUAGACGGCAACACUCUCACCAAGGCUGUCGAGAUUAUCAAGCGUGACACUGGUCAGAAUGAGAAUGACGAUGGCGAGAUGGAGUUAGACAUUGAUUCUCUAACUCCAGACGCUCUUGGCAAACUGUAUGAUCUGAUUAACAAAGCGCAUCCCAACAUCCGCCAGGGUCUUGCGAAGAAACCCGAGUAUAGUAAGGACUUGAACACAGAAUCCGAGCCGAAGGCCAAACCCAGUGGAAUGCCGAAGGCCAAAAAAAAUAAGCCAAUGAAUAAGCACGAGCAGGAACGCAAGAUUGAGCAGUUGCGGGAGCUGAAAGCCCAGCUUCAACGACAUGGUAGUGGCAGUCAGGAGCCCAUACCCGAAACUGAGGCACAGGCUGCCGGCGAUUCUAGCGAAGAGAGCGACUCAGAAGAGGAAUAA